This is a messenger RNA of Rhizopus microsporus ATCC 52813, 904 nucleotides long. Its product is annotated as reduced viability upon starvation protein. Gene Ontology annotation, biological process: plasma membrane tubulation; actin cortical patch localization; endocytosis. Gene Ontology annotation, cellular component: actin cortical patch; medial cortex; Rvs161p-Rvs167p complex. The coding region runs from base 63 to 833 and encodes 256 amino acids. The transcript is spliced from 6 exons. Gene Ontology annotation, molecular function: protein binding; lipid binding. The record is from RefSeq and is a predicted model, not a curated record. NCBI's taxonomy places the organism in Eukaryota, Fungi, Mucoromycota, Mucoromycetes, Mucorales, Rhizopodaceae.
AAGGCGUCGGUUUCUUGGCUUUAUUUUAUAUAUUUUUCUCUUUUAUAUUUAAUUAAUAAACAAUGGCAUUUCUUUCUGGAAUCAAAAAGAACUUGAACAGAGCAGGCACAACAAUAAAGCAACGUACUGGAGGAACAGACAAGACGUUUGACAAUGAAUAUGAAGAAGAACUUGAAAGAUUUAAAGCACUAGAAAAGAAAUCUGAUAAAUUAUCAAAGCAUGCAAAACAAUACAUUGACUCAACAAGAGCCAUUAUUGCCUCACAAACACGUUUACUUCAAAUCAUCGAAAAGAUUUACGGAGACAGUGCAUUUUCUAAUCCAGUCUUUGCUGAGUAUAAGAGAGCAUUGGAGACUAUUGAAAAGGAAGCCAAGGAUAACUUGGACCCUGCUUAUCAAAAGACAGUGAUUGAACCAUUAGCAAGAUACGUUUCUUAUUUCCCAGAAGUGAACGAAGCUAUCAAACGCCGUAAUAAGAAAUUAUUGGAUUAUGAUGCUCAACGUUCAAAGGUCAGAAAGCUUAUUGAUAAACCUAGUGAGGACCCUUCUCGCUUGCCAAGAGCUGAACAGGAGGCUAAUAUGGCAAGAGAACUUUAUGAAAAUUUAAAUACUAUUCUUAUCAAUGACUUGCCCAAACUUGUCGACCUUCGUGUACCCUACUUGGACCCUGUUUUUGAAGCCCUCGUCAAGACUGAGCUUCGAUUUGCUCAGACUGGAUAUGAGCAAUUGGAAGGCAUGAGAGGUUCGAUACCUGCUGAAGUCGAGGGUGGCGAUAGACGCAUUGAUGAAGUCCUGCAACAAAUGCGUGAACUGACCAUUUGCGGUAACUUUUAAAAGUGGCUUAAGAGCAGUCACAUAUACCUCUAUUUUUUUCCUCCUAUUCUUUUAUAGUCAAUAAAACUAUU